AGGCAUUCCUGUGUGAAGAAAGCCGGCGUGAAGACAUUUGUGAGCGCCACAAAUACCCGGUGACCGGGAUACAGACAACAGAAACUCCAGAUCUCAUGCUGUCCCCUGGCAUUUGGUGGUGAUACAGGGCUGCUGGUCCCUAUGUGGAUCUGUCUUUCAAGAGAAGUUUGCUUUUGUUCGGUACAGUUUGCUGUCGUGGGAUACAUCUAAGACAAUUAUAAUCAUGGGGCAAGCUGAUGUCUCCAGACCGGUAAAUCCAGAUGCAGUUGAAGAAGCAGAGCAGCCCUCUGGAGACCCAGGCAUGGUCAUGGACAGUGUGGAAGCAGGAGACACAACACCUCCCACCAAAAGAAAAAGCAAGUUCUCAGGUUUUGGCAAGAUCUUCAAGCCGUGGAAAUGGAGGAAAAAAAAAAGUAGUGAUAAAUUUAAAGAGACAUCAGAAGUUUUAGAGCGAAAAAUAUCUAUGCGAAAACCAAGAGAAGAACUGGUUAAAAGAGGGGUUCUGUUGGAAGACCCCGAGCAGGGUGGUGAGGAUCCAGGAAAGCUGAGCCAUGCCACAUUAAAGAAUGGCCACACCGCCCCCAUAGGGAGUGCCAGGUCUUCUAGUCCAGUCCUAGUGGAAGAAGAGCCAGUGAGGAUAUCAAGUCUUCGGAAUCUUAUUCCAGAAGAGGAUUCAAAGAGGAGACUAGGCUCAACUGGCAGCCAGCCUAACUCUGAAGCAGAGUCUGCUCCUGAGCAUGUACCUAAGCAGCAUUUGUUCCCCCCAAAAAGGCUCUCAUCCUCUUCUUACGAAGCAAGCGAAGGGCAAGCAAAGGAGGCGGCCGUGUCUGCCAGUGCAUCGAGGUCCAUCUCCUCUACUGGCUCUCCUGCCGUCACCACUGCUGCCACCGCUGCUGCCACGAACGUGACAAAGACUGUUAAUUCCUUUGUCAUCCCUGCCCCGGCCCCCAGGACUCUGCCUGCUGCUCCUGCCAGCACUAACACUACUGCUACCCUGAGUUUUAUUCAUACCGCCCCUGCCAAGCAACCCCCUAUCCCACCCCCUAAACCAGCUCACAGAAACAGCAACCCUGUCAUUGCUGAACUGUCCCAAGCAAUUAACAGUGGUACACUGUUGUCGAAACCAUCCCCACCCUUACCACCCAAGAGAGGCAUUCCUUUAACCGUGGGACCCACCUCAGAGCCUGCUGCUUUACCCACAACAAAAACAGCAAGUGAUCAAAGAGAAAAAACUGUCUGUGUGUGUUCGGAACCACUGCUGAUCCCGCCUUCCUCCCCCUCCCCUCCACUGCCUACCCAUACACCUCCAGAGCCCCCAAGGUCCCCGCCAUUCCCUGCUAAGACCUUUCAAAUUGUUCCAGAAGUUGAGUUUUCCCUUCCUUUAGAUGUACCCCAGGACAUUUCCCAGCAGGAAGAUCAGAAAAAGGAAGUCCCCAAGAAGGUACAAGACCAGAGCUUUGGGGAGCCCCAUAUACCCUCCAGGCUGCCUCCACUGCCACUGCAUAUCCGAAUUCAGCAGGCCCUUACUAGCCCCCUUCCCAUGACCCCUCCGCUGGAAGGCGCUCACAGAGCUCAUUCCCUGCUGUUUGAGAACAGUGACAGCUUCUCUGAGGACAGCGGUACCCUGGGUCGGACCAGGUCACUUCCUGUCACGAUUGAAAUGCUCAAAGUUCCAGAUGACGAGGAAGAAGAACAGUCCUGCCCAUUGGCAUUUGCUGAAGACAUGACAUCUACCUCAGUCACUCCUAAGCUGCCGCAGUGUCUGCAGGAGGAGGAAAAGGAAAGUGACUCAGAUUCAGAGGGCCCCAUUCAGUAUCGAGAUGAAGAAGAUGAAGAUGAUGAAGAUGAAAGCCAUCAGAGUGCUCUGGCCAACAAAGUGAAGAGGAAAGACACGCUGGCAAUGAAGCUGAGUAGCAGGCCCAGUGAACCAGAGUUGAACCUGAAUUCUUGGCCUCGUAAAAGCAAGGAGGAGUGGAAUGAAAUACGGCACCAGAUUGGGAACACGCUGAUUCGGCGACUGAGUCAAAGACCAACAGCAGAAGAACUGGAGCAACGGAAUAUUCUACAGCCUAAAAAUGAAGCUGAUCGCCAAGCAGAGAAACGGGAGAUUAAGCGUCGGCUCACUAGGAAGCUCAGUCAAAGGCCAACUGUGGCUGAACUACUUGCCAGGAAGAUUCUGAGGUUUAAUGAGUAUGUGGAGGUAACAGAUGCUCAGGAUUAUGACCGGCGAGCAGAUAAACCGUGGACCAAACUGACUCCUGCUGACAAGGCUGCCAUAAGAAAAGAAUUAAAUGAAUUUAAAAGCUCAGAGAUGGAGGUUCAUGAAGACAGCAAACAUUUCACACGCUAUCAUCGCCCAUGAUGCUGAAGUGUGAAAAAGGACUAACGGAUCAUUGGAAAAGCAGAGCUGUUCUGUUGCUUGUCUCCAAGGCGACCGUAGCACUCCCCACACAGCCAGAGCUACUCUGGGAUCUGGUUCAGGGGUGAAUAGCACUUCUAUGAAUGUAGCCUUUCACUGGGACAGAUUCUCCUGUGCUGCCCUUAGAGAAGGAUGAAAUGCCUGAUGCUUUUUAACCUUUUAACAACACUGCAGUGGGCUUGAAGGCUUUCCUCUCACCAGCCACCCAAGCUCCUGCACUUGAAGGUUCUGCUUGAAGGCACAUUCUGCCCCAAGACAACUAACUGCCUGUGCUGAGGCAGUUUGUGCCAUUUAGCCUUACCCACCUGCCUUGUUUGUAUGGUCCACUCAUGUAGGUGUUACUUCCAGCCAUCAAAUCCUCUUGCCAGAAAAAAACCUGGAGGCACUACCUUUCUAGUAAAGGGGCUCCCACUUCCAGAAGAAGUACUUGGACCUCCCUGGCAUGGCAGAUGAAAGAUUGCACUAUCUCUCCUAGAUCAUGGCUGUAAGGCCCGACAGAAAGCUCGGUGUCUGACCUGUCCCUCCUUUCUUUUUGUUUUGAGACAAGAUCUUUAACUGUGGCUCAGGCUGGCCUCAAACUCCUGUCUCAGCCUCCCAAAUGCUAGGAUUACAAGCAUGAGCAUUCAUGCUUGGCUUUCAUCCUGGUCCAUAUUUUAAAGUGAUCUUAAAGAAAUGAUGGAAAUGUAUUCAUUAAACAGCCUGAGCUGUAAUCAGGCUGUUCAAAGGAGAAUGUCAUGUGCAGUUUCUAUAUACAAACGAAGAAAAAGGCCUUAAUAUUCAUGCCAAUUUGGCCGAGAACUGACUCAUGGGUUAAACUCCACAGACUAUUAUAUGUUCCUUGUACCAAAUGAUACUGUAAGUCACCUCCGCCAGUGGGUGUCGCACCCUGUGGGAGCAUUUGUGUGCUGUUGGUGCCCGUGCUUCCAGCCAGAGCCCUUCCGGUGCUGUUGGCCCUUUUAACUCCAGCAACCCUCUUGCUCUCCUCCCUGGCAGCAUUCACCUUUCUUGCCUUUCUGAUUCCAGGCUGUAGCCAGUGUGGUUGGUGCCUAAGUUUUUGGAUCAGGCCCCGUCUGUAUUUGUGAUGUAAGCACGUUUUCCUAAAGCAGAUCUAGUUACGUACCUCAAAGAAUUUCUCUUCAAACCCACACAGCCUCACUGUUCGCUCCCGAUUGCUAUUUACAUUGUCUGUGGGAAAGAAAUACAUCCUAGUUUUUCUCUUUUCUUUUUCUUUUUGUUUUGUUUUACAGUAAGUAGCUAAGGUAGCCUUAGGCUUGAGAUCUCUUCCUCCCAGCCUUCCUCACCUGGGAUCAUAUUCGUCAACAGGAGUACCCAGUUCUUACUCACCUUAAUGUUUAGGAAACUGUGACUGUUUAAGUGUUUUGUUUUUUUUUUUUUCUGCUUUGUUCUGUUUCCUGUUUGUGUUCCUUCAGCAAUUUUCUCCUUGUUAACAUCACAUUUAAUAAAGACUUAGACUAUAGGGCAAACAAAAUCUAAAGUGACCUUAAAAAUAGUACUUCCUUCUCUAUGGAGGAAAAGGUGGUUUUUCCUUGUUCCUGCCAGGUAGUCUCUGGCUGUGGAAACAAGACUGACUCCCCAUCACCUCAAAGCUUGUUAAGACUUGGGUUAAGGAGGGAAAAAAACACUGACAGUUCUAAUUUAUUAGAAGUCUAGAUCCAAGGUUGCUGGAACCGCUAACCUGAUCAUUCGCCAUUCUCCUUUGUGAUGGCAUUUUGUUCAUUGUGCUCAGGAUUUAACUGAAGUUCUCACAAAGUAGACCAGUGCUGUCUGCCACUGAUAUGGCCCCAGCCCUGAUUCCUGUUGGAGAGUGCUUUGCAUAUGUCUACACUCUCUGUGGCUGACAUUUUCUGUUUUAUUAGAUAUCGUCUCAUGUAGCCCAAGCUGUCCUCAAACUCAACUGUGUGACCAAUGAAGCCCUUGACCUUCUGAUGCCCCUGCCUCAACCUCCCAAGUACAAGGGUUACAGGUGUGCCCUACCACGCCUGACAGCAAAACAGCUCUUCACUGCUCCUUUCCCUCACCGUGCCAAGCCUGAGCUGCCUGUCUGCUCCUGUGUGCCACCAAGGGCUGGGAUUCACUGUUCAUCUCAUUCGUCUUCUGAAACAUGUAUUAGGGCAACAUCUAGUCACUGGUUUCUGUUUUAGUGUAUAUAAAAGUUGACUUUGUGUUUUCUUUCUGUAAUUUGAAGUCACAAUCAUUAUGUAAAGGAGUAAAAGCCUAGCAUAUUAUAUGUCAAGAUGCUUCCCUAAUGUACAGAAUCGUGUAAAAUAAAUAAUUACAUUGUA
This is a messenger RNA of Phodopus roborovskii (desert hamster), 4722 nucleotides long. It is a transcript of the gene Phactr4, whose product is annotated as phosphatase and actin regulator 4. The transcript is spliced from 13 exons. The record is from RefSeq and is a predicted model, not a curated record. Gene Ontology annotation, molecular function: actin binding. Lineage: Eukaryota; Metazoa; Chordata; Mammalia; Rodentia; Cricetidae. Bases 224 to 2362 code for a protein of 712 amino acids. Gene Ontology annotation, biological process: actin cytoskeleton organization; neural crest cell migration.